Molecule: messenger RNA, 1809 nt
Organism: Macadamia integrifolia
Lineage: Eukaryota; Viridiplantae; Streptophyta; Magnoliopsida; Proteales; Proteaceae
Product: tyrosine-specific transport protein-like
Exons: 8
Coding region: 126-1634 (502 amino acids)
Biological process (GO): amino acid transmembrane transport
Source: RefSeq, a predicted model, not a curated record
CUGGACCAUGGAGUUGCAGUUAGUGUCUUCGUUGCACUCCAGUAGCUCAAAAUUAACUCCGCCGUGGGCGUGGGACUGUGGAGGUAGAGGGCUCAAUACUAAAAUUUGCUUCAGAGACAAUUCCUAUGUGUAUUGAGAUAUUCUCUGACAGCAGUAGCUAUUGUGGUCGCACCAACCAUUCUGGGAAACAUCUGGAGAGGUCGUGGUCUGCUGGAAAUUGGAAAUUCUUAAGAGCGAAGGGCAUAAGGAGCAGUGCGCAAUUGAGACCGGAGCCCAUAAAAGGGCCCGAGACAAAGGGAACUGUGGUCGGUGCAGUUGCUCUGAUCAUUGGAACUAGUAUUGGCUCCGGGUUACUAGUUCUCCCGAAGAAAACUUCCUCUGCAGGAUUCAUUCCAAGUGCAGUGUGUAUGAUACUUUGUUGGGGUUUUCUUCUAAUUGAAGCCCUUUUACUAGUUGAAGUAAAUGUGGGUCUGUUGAGGAAGAAGAGGAAGAAACUGAAAGAAGAAGAAGAACUAGAAGGCAUUUCCAUUAGAACCAUGGCUCAGGAGACACUUGGAGAAUGGGGUGGGGUUCUAGUCACUGCUAAUUAUGUUUUCCUAGGUUAUACCACCAUGGUGGCAUAUACUUGCAAGUCAGCUGAGAUCCUCUCUCAAUUGAUAAACCUCCCGCCAUCAGUCUCAGGCAUCUUCUUCACCACAUUCUUCACCAUUCUCGUCUCCAUUGGUGGGACCCGUACCACUGACCAGGUCAACCAAUGGCUUACUGUCUCCAUGUUAGGUUUACUAUUAGCAAUUGAGGUGCAGUCUCUUCUGUCUGGCGGGUGGUCAGGCUUAGAGAUGGCAGGAAAUUGGGGAAAAGCUCCAUCAACAAUCCCUGUGAUUAUAUUUUCUUUGGUCUAUCAUGAUAUAUCACCUGUUAUUUGCAUGUAUUUGGGUGGUGAUCUCAGACGUAUAAGGGUGUCAGUCAUUCUCGGUAGUGUUGUGCCUUUGCUUGCUUUGCUUGUUUGGAAUGCAGUUGUGCUUCGUCUUCCAACUCAAGCAGAUGACGCCGUACUUGACCCUGUAGAUUUGCUCACGAGGGUGAGUUGGACUGGAGUUUCUGUUAUGGUAGAAGCCUUCUCACUUCUUGCAGUUGGAACUUCAUUGAUUGGCACUCUCCUAAGCUUCUCUCAGUUUUUCAUGGAGCAACUUUGUAAACUUCCGUGGCAUAAUCCAUCAAACCAAACACAAAAAUCCAACGGCAAUCUUGAACAAAGUAUUUUGAGGGAUGAGAGCAUGUUUUUUGGCCUCCAGAAGUGGUGGCAUGCAAAUAAGCUUAGAUUCAUGGCAACAGCAGUGGCUGUUGCUCCGCCUCUAUUUGUAUCUGUCACCAUUCCAGAUGCAUUCUCCGCAGCUACAGACAUUGCUGGAGGUUACUGCAUGACAACGUUGUAUGGAGUAAUCCCACCAGCAAUGGCGUGGGCGAUGCACACCAAUUCAUGUGAUGCUAAUGAUCAUGAUGGCAGCAAUAAAGUGGAAAACAAUGACCAGAAGGUAUUAUCUAAAGCAAAACCAGCAGUUCUUGGAGUAGGUUUAUUUGCUUGUGUGAUAGUAAUAGAGCAGGCUCUACAAGAUCUUUUAUUGUGGAAUCCUUGACAACAUUGUUGACAGUCAAAAUGAGCCUGGAAAACUCUGCCAAACAUAGUCAUGCUUUAUCACCCCCCCCCCCAAAAAAAACCCAAAGGCUGUCUUGGUUUUACUGUCUUUUCUGUGAAUUGAUCUUUGUAAUAUUGUUUAGUGAGUUUGAUCAAUAAAAAGUGGUUUUGUGGUA